Messenger RNA from Dentiscutata erythropus, 656 nucleotides. The record is from the annotation of a GenBank genome assembly. NCBI's taxonomy places the organism in Eukaryota, Fungi, Glomeromycota, Glomeromycetes, Diversisporales, Gigasporaceae.
UCCAAAGAGUUGUACUUGCUGGGCUUCGUUGUGAUCAAGGUGCUUUGAAAGGUAUAAAUAAUUUGAGAAUAGUUCUUCAAGGGAAACGACAAAAACUAACAAGUGGAUGGAGUUACGUCAUUGGUGAAAAAAGGGAAUUUCAAAUUGCUGACGUUGAGGUUGCUGUAGAUAGUGUUGAUGCUGCUCAAGAUGAAAAAUGUUGUACGAUCUGGUCUGGUCUUGAUGAAUCGACGUUUGUGAUUUUGGAAGAACCUACAGUUGAUGAAAAUGUUAUGAAUAAAGAUCAUAAUGAUAAUGUUAAUAUAAGGUGUAUUAAAGGUGAUUUGAUAAAGAAUAACGGUGUCAAUAAUGAAGGAAAGAAAAAUAGGAUCAUUAGUAUACUAAAUAGAAGAAAAUCGAAUAUUAAAGAUGUAAAUUCUAAAGACAAGCUUGAACCUGAUAGAUCCUACGUUGAAAGAAAUAGUCUAAUGACUAUCAAGAAUCUGCUAAUAUGUAUGGGUAUUAUUAAUAGUAAAAUAGAUGAAUCGAGUAGGUCAAAAGUUGAUGAAUUUCACGUCGAAAAGAGUGAUCAUAAAAUAUUAAUUCUUUAUCAAAGGUCUGCGAAAGAAAUUAAUGUACCAGAAGCAUGUGACUUUGGAAACUGUCAUGAAAAAUGA